UUAAGACACAAAGGGGUCCGAGCGUGACUGUCAAAUCUACAUAUUCUCUGUUUUCUCUCUCUUUCUUUCUCUCUCUUUCUCUGAAUUCAGAGGACACAGCCCCUUUGCUCCGCAGAUUCGAUUCAAUCGCCGAUCUUUAUUAUUCACUGCUCCUCGGGAAUCUCUCGUCUCUCCUUUCAAUCCUCUGUCUCUUCUCCCUCAAUAUAAUGCUUCAGAUUUUCAAGGGCUGGUUCUGACUCGAUCAAGCUUUUGACUCCAACAAAAAAUAAAUAAAAAAAAACAUGGAAGGAGACACAUUCUCUGGUCUCGGCAACGGUACACAGAUUGAUAACAAGAUCUUGCAAACGUUUAAGAAAAGUUUUGUUCAAGUCCAGGACAUCUUGGAUCAGAACCGGGUACUCAUCAAUGAGAUAAACCAGAAUCACGAGUCCAAGGUCCCUGACAAUCUCAGCAGAAACGUUGGCCUUAUCAGGGAGCUUAACAACAACAUCAGAAGAGUGGUUGACCUUUAUGCGGAUCUUUCAAGCUCCUUUACCAAAUCCAUGGAGGUUUCUUCCGAAGGGGAUUCCAGUGGUGCUGUGAAAUCUGACGUGCGAAAUGGGCAGUAUUGGGUGAGAAAUUAAAAUUAUUCCAGUGUUGAUUGUGUAUGAGGUUAAAAGAAAGCAGUAGUGUCCUGAGUGUAAACAGUGACCCCAAGAAGAUGACAAGGGACCCAAAGGUUCUCUUUUGGGAUGGAACUGAACUUCUCCAUGCUUAUCCCUUCCUACACAGGUUCGUUCCUUUUAACUUUCCAAUUUCCCCCUUAACUUUUUAUUCUCUUAUAGAUGUCCUGUAUCACAUCCUUCUCUACUUCGUAUUUGAUACUUCUCUCUCCCUGAUUGCGCACAAGUCUUUAUUGGUGGACCCAUUUUGUGGCAGACUAAUAUCCUGAUCUCAGAAGAGAAGGCCCACUUUAGUGAUUGCUGACGAUGGGUAGCUUCUGGUUUAGAUUUUGCAUUUUGAUGGAGUGGACCUUUUCUUCCUUCCUGGGUAGAUUCAUUCAUUCAUUCAUACAUUUGUCAAUACUAUCCUACCUAUAAUUCUUAGACCAUCACCUCACUGCAAAAUAGAAUGAUGAAAUAACAAGUAUGUAUAUGUUUGAGGAAAUGUGAUAUAAAUAAAAUGGAGUUUGGUAGCUAA
This is a messenger RNA of Vigna radiata var. radiata (mung bean), 1179 nucleotides long. Its product is annotated as protein ELF4-LIKE 4. Gene Ontology annotation, biological process: positive regulation of circadian rhythm; entrainment of circadian clock. Lineage: Eukaryota; Viridiplantae; Streptophyta; Magnoliopsida; Fabales; Fabaceae. The record is from RefSeq and is a predicted model, not a curated record. Bases 282 to 623 code for a protein of 113 amino acids. The transcript is spliced from 3 exons.